CACUACGAUAUUUAUAUUUUAUAGCUAUUUGUCACGCAUUUCUGGCAACUGCGAUGUUCUUGGAAGAAAUCCCAGAGCUUUGGUUUGGCUGGGAGGAGAGGACCAGCCCCUCUGCGUCAUCCUGCCAUUCCACAGAAUCUUCACUUUCCAUGUUGUGCCAUGGAAAACUCUAUGUGUUGCAAGGAAACAAGUUGAUCAGCUAUAGGCUGACCUCAAGGAAUGCAGGCCAACAAACUCUCAGAUGAUGUGGAGGGAAAUCCUGACAGGGUGGAUCCCUUCUACCAGCAAGGCAAAGUGGCUUGUGUCAUGUUCACUGUUCUCCUCCUCCUUUCAUUCUUGGUAAUAGGAAUCGUAACGGGUGUCAACUUCAAGAAGAAUUCACAAGAGGAUCAGACCAGAGGUCUUCUUUCUGAUGAUAUUACACCUAUCCCGUUUCAGUACAAAGGUGAUAGAGGGCGCUGCUCGGAUGGUUGGGUUUCGUAUAAGAACACCUGUUAUUUGUUAGUGAAUGUUUAUGAGACAUGGGAAUUAUCACAGUCUUUUUGCCACAACCAUGGGGCGCACUUGAUGGUUGUGAACAGCGAGGAGGAGCUGGAGUUCAUUUCAAGAGUUGUCCAGAAGCAGACUGACUACUGGAUAGGCCUCAAGAGAGACAAAAUGGGCAAAUGGUCCUGGGUUAAUGGAGACGAUUAUCAUUCAGCUCCAUAUUUCUGGGAUGAAAAUCAACCUUCUCAUCGUGGUAUGGAGUCCUGCGUCCACUUAAAAGGAACUGACUCAGUGCGUCGCAAGCCGUUGCAUGAUGCUGACUGUCACAGUGAACAUUAUCACAUUUGUGAACGCAAACUAGAGAAAGGCAUGUGGUAGGAAACUUUGCCCUUAUGCCAGCUGCAUUAGCCUGUUCUCCUAAAAUCCUGCUAUGGACACACACCUUCUUUUUUUGUACACUGUACUUGUCUGACUGGUGCAAAUUCGAUGUACUUUUGCUAUUCACAAGGCACGUGUUUUACAGUGUUCCAGUAUAAAGUGUUGUUAUAUGAACACAGCAAAAUUUUACUAUGUUCAGCUAAUUUUUGCUAGUUAAAAUUGUUAUAUUUAAAUAUAUGUUUUUACAGUGUAUACUAUAAAGUAUCUGACAAAGGCAGGAUUAAGGUCACAAUUCACAAAGUCAACAGUCAAGCUAAGAUUAGAAUUUAAAUGAUUAUGACCUCUGGUGGUGAGCUGGAUGAACUGCAGGUGAAGACGUUACAAUGGAGUAUCUAUUUCAAUAAAUCAAAGCCUGACUACUCUAAAA
Messenger RNA from Megalobrama amblycephala (Wuchang bream), 1291 nucleotides. RefSeq names its product early activation antigen CD69. The record is from RefSeq and is a predicted model, not a curated record. The transcript is spliced from 7 exons. The coding region runs from base 220 to 864 and encodes 214 amino acids. NCBI's taxonomy places the organism in Eukaryota, Metazoa, Chordata, Actinopteri, Cypriniformes, Xenocyprididae.